CAUCUGACAGUGACAAUGAAGAUGCUAAUGCUUAUGAAAUUAAGAAACAGGCUGUUAGGCUAUUUUCCAUCAUGCGAGGCAAAUGUCUAUCAUGUCAGCUAAUGCAGCAAGCAUAACUAGGAAAUAUUGUGCAAGCUGGUUGUUGAAGGCUGAACCUAGGACAUCUAUUUUGAGUGGGUUUGGAUGGCUCCAAGAGACUAUUGACACACCAGGAGAGACGUACACAAUGCUGAGAAUGAGUGCAAGGGUAUUCUUUGAUCUUCAUGACUUGUUGGUUGAACGGUAUGGCCUCACACAUUCCCCCUAUGUUAGCAGCUAUGAGUCUCUUGCUAUGUUCUUGUGGACCUUGGGUGGUUUUGAAUCAAAUAGAAGAACACAAAACCGUUUCAAACAUUCACCAGAUACUAUCCACCGCAAAUUUCAUGAGGUAUUACAUUGUGUGGUCAGCAUGUCAGCUCAUUACAUAAAGCCAAAGGAUCCAAAUUUUCGCAAUGUGCAUCAUAGGAUUAGAAAUGAUAGAAGGGCCUACUCACAUCUAAAAAAUUGCAUUGGUGCAAUAGAUGGGACUCAUAUUAGGGCAGUGAUACUUGUGGACCAGCAAGUGAGAUAUAUUGGAAGAACAGACGCAAUUACUCAGAAUGUGAUGGCAGUAUGUGACUUUGAUAUGCAUUUCACUUAUGCUUCAAUUGGACAGCCUGGUGCUAUGCACGACACAAGUGUGCUAUAUCAUGCAAUUGACAAGGACAGGGUCAAGUUUCCGCAUCCUCCAAAGGGGAAGUACUACCUAGUAGAUGCAAGCUAUCCUAACAGAUUGGGCUAUCUUGCACCAUACAAAGGAGAAAGGUACCAUGUUCCUGACUUCCAUAUAGAGGUGUAGCUCCAAAUACUCCUAAGGAGAAAUUCAAUAGGAUCCACUCGUCCAAGCGCAAUUGCAUUGAGAGAGCCUUUGGAGUAUUGAAGAACAAAUGGCAAAU
Molecule: messenger RNA, 974 nt
Organism: Brachypodium distachyon (stiff brome)
Lineage: Eukaryota; Viridiplantae; Streptophyta; Magnoliopsida; Poales; Poaceae
Exons: 2
Coding region: 83-877 (264 amino acids)
Source: RefSeq, a predicted model, not a curated record